Perca flavescens (yellow perch) is the source of this 1485-nucleotide messenger RNA. It is a transcript of the gene mat2b, whose product is annotated as methionine adenosyltransferase 2 non-catalytic beta subunit methionine. Gene Ontology annotation, biological process: S-adenosylmethionine biosynthetic process. The record is from RefSeq and is a predicted model, not a curated record. Gene Ontology annotation, cellular component: methionine adenosyltransferase complex. Lineage: Eukaryota; Metazoa; Chordata; Actinopteri; Perciformes; Percidae. Gene Ontology annotation, molecular function: methionine adenosyltransferase regulator activity. The coding region runs from base 301 to 1275 and encodes 324 amino acids. The transcript has 7 exons.
GUAUGUCUGUGUCUCUGUGUGUGUGUGUGUGUGUGUGUGUGUGUGUGUGUGUGUUUAAGUUUGUCCCUGUAACCAUGUUGACCGUGUGUCUCUGCUGCCUGUCACUUAUUGAGCCACACUCCGCAGCAGCAGGGGGCGCUAAUCGCUAGUAACCCUAGAGCACCAACAGUUAGCUACACACCAGAAGAAUAAGAGUGUCAACAUCCGUCUGACUGCUCUGUCGCUCCGGGACACUUUCUACUGAUUUCUACCGGACCCUGCUGGUCUCUUCUGGACCCUGGUGGUCUGAGAGGAUCGUAUAUGCCUGGAUUUGAGUUUCCUGUUUCGGAGGAGGAGGCGAUGGUGCCGGCGGCUCCAAGCGUCCUUGUUACCGGGGCGACGGGUCUGCUAGGUCGGGCCGUGCUCAGAGAGUUCCAGAGCAGCGGCUGGUUGGUCAGCGGGACGGGAUACCGGAGGGCCAGGCCCCGCCUCCUCCGCUGUGACCUCACAGACGAGGACGCCGUCAGGGCGCUGAUGCAGCAGCUCAAGCCUGACGUGGUGGUCCACUGUGCAGCAGAGAGACGUCCAGAUGUUAUGGAGAGACACACUGAAGCUGCUGUCAAUCUCAACGUGCACGCCACGAGCACGCUCGCCAAGGAGGCCGCUGUGUGCGGAGCCUUCCUGCUCUACAUCAGCACGGACUACGUGUUUGACGGGAGGAAUCCUCCGUACGGAGAAGACGACAGUCCCAACCCUCUCAACGUUUAUGGACGCAGCAAAGUGGAGGGAGAGAGAGAGACACUUAGACACUGUCCAGGUGCUGCGGUGCUGCGGGUGCCUGUUCUGUUCGGGGAGGUGGAGUCUGUGACGGAGAGUGCGGUGACGUCUCUGUGGCUGGAUGUCCAGAACGUCUCCGAGGUCUCCCUGGAUCACCGCCUGCAGAGGUUCCCCACAGACGCCAGAGACGUGGCCACCGUCUGCAGGAAGCUGGCCCAGAGACAGAGACAGGACCCGUCCAUCAAAGGAAUAUUUCAUUUUUCGGCUAAAGAGCAGAUGACCAAAUAUGAGAUGGCCGUCGCCAUGGCAACAGCCUUCAACCUGCCGUCCAACCACCUCAUUCCUCUGACGGAGCAGCUGGCGGCAGCGACUCCUCGACCAAUCAACAGCCAGUUGAACUGUUGUCGUCUGGAGCAGCUGAACCUGAGCGUGGAGCCGCGAGCUUUCACCGCCGCCAUCACAGACUGUUUGUGGCCCUUUACCCCGGACAAACGCUGGAGACAGACUGUCUUCCACUGACAUGGGGGGAGAGCGAGACAGACAGACAGACAUUCCAGUGACUGCAGGCAGACAGACAGACAUAUAUUUUAUGUUUAGAUAUCAAUAAGGUAAUUUUACUUAAAAACUACUGAUUUAUUUUUCAGAAUAAAAGUCUGUCAUUAGAAAAGAUAGUUAUUAAUUGUGACUGAGGGAGUAAAUAUGUACGGUGUAUAUUUAGUGUAACCUAAC